AUGACGGUCGACAGCAACAAGGAUAACACAAAAUCAUCGUCGUCGUCUUCAACGGCGGCCCUGGAGCCGAUUGAGGGACUCUUCAAGGAUGUUACCUACUACAUCGUGGGAAACAUCAGUGAUGAGGUGCAAAGAAUUCUCAAUGCUGGUGGGGCUAAGAAAGACACUUAUCUCAGUGAGAUGGUGAGCCAUGUCAUUGCUGAUGAUGUAGACAAUGAUGAAUACUCAGAAGCCAGAGAACUGUUUGAAUUGCCAGUUGUUACUAGCAGCUGGGUUCUUCUCUCUGUUAAAGCUGAAAGACAGCUUGCUAAAGAGCGGUUUGCUCCUGAGGAUUUGGUUUUCUCAGGAGUUGUGGCCUGUUUCACUCAGGUUCAAGAAGAAGACAUGAAGGAAAUCUGGGCAGCCAUUGUUUAUAAUGGCGGUUACAUUCAACGUAAAUUGGAUAACCAUGUCACUCAUCUCAUCACUGCUGCUACAAGUGGGUUAAAGUAUGAGACAGCCAUGAAAUAUCCUGAUAAAAUCAAGAUAGUCACGCCUGACUGGGUAACUGACUCUCUUAGUAAAAAGGCCAAGCAGGACGAGAGCAUCUAUCAUCCUCGUCUUAUUGUACAUCCAGAGCCUGAAGCAGUACCUCCUCCAAAUCCAACCAAAACCCCAGAAGCAGAACCUAUGGAAACAAUUCCCACUGUGGUAACCCCUCCCCUGCCUUCUCCUCUUCCUCACCUAGGACCUCAGCAGCAGCAACAACAACCCUCAAUGCCUGCACAUUUCUUUGAGGAGAAGACCCAAACACACACGGCCCCUGUCCCUACCACAAGAAUUGAAUUGUCCACAAACAAAUCUGGCAGUCAACGGCAAACCAUAGCUCAAAUUCUUAGUCAGGAAAGUCAGAAUCGCAGAGAAGUAUCGAACAAAGACUUGUUAACUCGUCUUGUGGGCAGUCCAACCCCUACAACAACUAGUAACCUUGGGAUCAACCCAGGCAGUAUACUCUCUACCUCACCUGUGAAUGCCAACAACAACGCCGCCACCACCACCUCUACCACCACCACCAACUGGGAAAACAACAAUGUUUCCCAGACUGUUAAGCCUAAUGGAUCGCAGCCAGGGACACCGUCCGCUAAAUUAGCCCUGGCUCGAAUGGUGAACAGUCGGUUGCAGGCAGGUGCCAAUCACCACCGAGCAACCACGCCUAGCAGUCGUGCAGCAGCAGGACAGGGGUCGGUACCCAGAAUGCCAACACCUGAACAGAAAUUAGAUGCUACUAGUCCUGUACUUCCAGCCACAUGCACCCCGAAUGCCACUCCAACCACAUCUAACGUUCUCUCCCCUUCUAGAAAAACUUUACAAAAUAUCACCAACAGUGUUGAUAAUGGUCAACCCCAAGUUACACAGCGACCAAGUAUGAGCAAGAUUAGUCAGAUGUUAGGUUUACAUGUUCUACCUCGUACACAAUCAAAUGGGACUUCGACUGUGACGCCUCCAAGUCCAUGUCCGUCUGUGACACCUCAGUAUUGGGGACAUGAUCCUGCAGACAAAAUUUCUCCUGAACUUCCUUUAUUGGGAUGUGUUUUCUACAUAACUGACUAUCACAAAAUUUUGGGAUCUGACAGAAUUACUGUUUGGAAACAGAUCAUUGAACAGUUUGGUGGCCAAGUGGACAAUUCUUAUUCCAACCGUAUCACACACGUCUUGUGUGCAAGUCAACAGAGUGAUGUCUUCCACUUGGCUCUUAGGGACCAGAAAAGAGUUGUAACAGCAUAUUGGUUGAACGAUGUUCUGGUGAAGAAGAAAAUGUUCCCUCCGUGCCAAGUGCUGCAUCUACCUAUCAUUUACGGGGAUAAGAAACCUUGUAAUAAUCAGAUAAUUGCCAUGACAAAUUUUGACGGUGAGGAACGAGAAAGAGUAAAACAAAUGAUUCUGUCUAUUGGUGCUAAAUACACUGGUUACCUGACACACUGUAACUCGGUACUUAUCUGUAAAAGACCUGAAGGCCUGAAAUUUGAGAAGGGCAAAAGAAUGGCGUAUCCCUGUUGUAAACACUCAGUGGCAGAACCAUUUAAAAUGGAUCUUAGCAAAGUCUCACACCUUAUGGUGGGCUGGUGCUCUCCCCUGAAAAUCACCCGAGAUGCUUGGAAAAGAUUCACUCCUGCCAUUAAGAAGAAUAUUUCUUUGAAUGAAAACUUAGAAGAUCCUGGUUUGAAAAGCUUUUCAUCUGAUGUAGAAGGUCCUGUGAGAAAAAAACCAAGGCUUUUAGGAGAUGCCAUUCCUGCUUCCUCUAUGACCAAUCCAAGAGUUUUGUUUACUGGUUUUGGUCAUAGUAUGGUGAACAAAUUACGAGUGAUGGUCGAAAAGCUUGGUGGUUGUGUCAUUGACAAUCCACGCCAAUGCACUCAUCUUGUGGCCAAAUCCCUCAGUCGUACCAUGAAAUUUUUCAUUUCUAUUAAUGUCUGUAAAUAUAUCAUCACCAAAGAAUGGCUGGAAGACAGUAUUGCUAAAGAAAAAUUCCUGGAUGAAGAAGCCUAUGCCUUAAAAGAUGUGGAAGCUGAAAAAGUUUUGCAAUGUGAUUUGACAUUCUCUUUGCAAAGAGCAAGAACUCGGCCACUUUUCAAGGGUUUUAUAUUCUAUAUCACUCCAAGUGUAGUGCCUGCACCGAAGGACCUUCAGUCUAUCAUUGAGAGUGCCGGUGGCAGUGUAAUCAAACGCAGACUCUCAGCAAAGCAGAUAGCUUCAUUGCGUGAUGAUAAGGGUAAUCCGACAUUUAUUGUGAUAACCUGCCCUAAUGAUGUUCACCUCUGUCGAGAUCUUAUGGCUCGCAGGCUGGCUGUUUUCAAUUCGGAAUUUGUACUGACUGGAGUUUUACGACAAGAGAUAGAUUUUGAGCUAUUCCGUUUACAGGUGAUUUGA
Molecule: messenger RNA, 2907 nt
Organism: Acanthosepion pharaonis
Lineage: Eukaryota; Metazoa; Mollusca; Cephalopoda; Sepiida; Sepiidae
Source: the annotation of a GenBank genome assembly